This is a messenger RNA of Daucus carota subsp. sativus, 565 nucleotides long. RefSeq lists its product as uncharacterized. The coding region runs from base 135 to 341 and encodes 68 amino acids. Lineage: Eukaryota; Viridiplantae; Streptophyta; Magnoliopsida; Apiales; Apiaceae. Gene Ontology annotation, biological process: endoplasmic reticulum unfolded protein response. Gene Ontology annotation, cellular component: endoplasmic reticulum. The record is from RefSeq and is a predicted model, not a curated record. The transcript is spliced from 3 exons.
AUACAGAACAGCACUAGAAAAAACAGGUGAACAAACAAGCUGAGAAAUAAAUACGUGACUUGAAAAACCAAAAAUCACAUCGGAAAAUCUCUCCGGCGUUUCUUGUUUGCGGCAGCUCAAAAAUCUUCAAAGCCAUGACGACCUCAAAGCGACUUUCUGAUAGGAAGGUGCAACGAUUUCAGAAAAACAUUACCAAGCGAGGUGCAGUGCCUGAGACAGUUUCAAAGAAAGGCGGAAACUAUCCUGUUGGCCCCAUUUUGCUCGGGUUUUUCGUGUUUGUGGUUGUUGGAUCAUCCCUGUUUCAGAUAAUCAGGACAGCUACAAGCAGGGGUAUGGCUUAACAACAAUACAGCUACAACUGGAUAAUUGGCUUCUUCAUGUCAAGCAACUUUACCCAAACAUAGAAAUGCUAGAUUCCAUGUACUGGAUUAGCUGAUCUUUAUGUUGUGUAAACAGAGGAACUGUUGUGAAGUUUGUCAAACUUAUCUUCAAGAGUCUUUACCCGUCAUUGUAACUCACUCUGUCACUUUCUUUUGCCCAAAUUCAACAUCUGCAUUGUAGAAUA